UAGAAAGCACAAACACAAACGCACACAGACAAACUCGUCGUUUUGUGUCUCUUGUUGCCCGUAUCUACUACCAUCUUUAUUCCCGUUCCUUCACUUUCAUAUAAAAAUAUAUACCACCCCAUUUCAAAUACAGAGUCAAGAGAUUCAAAGCUUUAUCUCUAAACCAUGUCCUUCUCCCAGCUCAACACUUUCGGGUGUUGCACCUUUUCCCCAUCAGGAAAAGAUCUCUUGCCACAACCAGCUUCAAUAGUUCAAAGGACAAAUGGCACAGCAGAAGUAAAUACUGCUGUUUUGAGUUUGGAAGGAACUAAAAAAAGAAUAAAGAAGAUGUUCAACAAGGUUGAUCUCUCUGUUUCAUCAUAUGACACUGCUUGGGUGGCAAUGGUCCCUUCUCCAAAUUCCGGGAAGGAGCCUUUCUUCCCUGAAUGCGUAAAAUGGUUGUUAGAUAAUCAACUUCAUGAUGGCUCAUGGGGUCCUCCUAAUCUGCAUCAGUUGUUAACAAAAGAUGCCCUCUUAUCCACGUUAGCAUGCAUCCUUGCACUAAAGCGAUGGAAUAUUGGUGAAGAACUAAUUGACAAGGGUCUGCAUUUUAUCGAGUCAAAUUUAGCUUCAGCUACUGAUGGAGAGCAACCAUCUCCUGUUGGGUUUGAUAUAAUAUUUCCUUCCAUGAUUGAAUCUGCAAUGAAUUUGGAUGUGAAUCUACCUUUGGGAGGAUUAACCUUAGAUGCUUUACUUCUCAGGAGAGACUUUGAGCUUCAAAGAGGCAACAGAAGCAACUCAGAGGGGUGGAGAGCCUAUCUCGCAUAUAUUUCAGAAGGAAUCGGAAAGUCACAGGACUGGGAGAUGGUCAUGAAGUACCAGAAGAAGAAUGGGUCCUUGUUUAACUCACCAUCAACUACUGCUGCUGCUUUUACUCACCUCAACAAUGCUGGUUGUCUUAGUUAUCUACGCUCACUCAUAGAAAAGUUUGGAAGUGCAGUUCCAACGAUUUAUCCUCUAGAUAACUAUGCUCGCCUUUCUAUGGUUUCCAGUCUUGAAAGUAUGGGCGUUGAUCGAGAUUUCAGGGAGGAAAUAAGGAGUGUACUCGAUGAAACAUACAGAUGCUGGCUGCAGGGGGAUGAAGAUAUAUUUUCAGAUGCUGGCACCUGUGCUAUGGCAUUUCGACUCUUACGUCUUCAUGGAUAUGAUGUUUUUGCAGAUCCAUUAAGUCAAUUUUCAGAAGACAGUUUCUUCAAUUCCCUUGGAGGAUAUCUGAAGGACACUGGUGCUGCCUUAGAACUUUUUAGGGCUUCAGAAGUCAUCAUUCAUCCAGAUGAAUCAGUUCUAGAGAAACAACAUUACUGGACAAGUCAUUUCUUGAAACAGGAAUUAUCAAAUAACUUAACUCAGGCUCAUCUCAAUAAGCAUAUUGAUCAGGUGGAUGAUGCUCUUCGGUUUCCUUCCUAUGCAACUCUGGGUCGGUUAUCAAGCAGGAAAGCAAUAAAAUAUUACAACACUGAUAGUACAAAGAUUUUAAAAUCUUCUUAUCGUUGUUCAAAUGUUGGGAAUGAAGACUUCCUAAAACUGGCAGUGGAAGACUUCAAUAUGUGUCAAUCGAUACAUCGGGAAGAACUCGAGUAUCUUUCAAGGUGGGUUGUUGAGAGCAGAUUAGACAAGCUAGAAUUUGCUAGGCAGAAGCAGGCAUACUGUUACUUCUCUGCUGCUGCAACCCUUUUCCCUCCUGAACUAUCAGAUGCCCGCAUAUCAUGGGCCAAAAACGGAGUGCUUACAACUGUGGUUGAUGAUUUCUUUGACAUUGGAGGUUCUGAAGAGGAACUAGUAAACCUUAUACAAUUGAUCGAGAAGUGGGAUGUGAAUGCAAAAACUGAUUCUUGUUCUGAGCAAGUUGAAAUCAUAUUUUCAGCAAUUAAGAGCACAAUUAAUGAGAUUGGAGCCAAUGCAUUCCCACGGCAACAGCGCAGUGUAACAAAUCACGUCAUCGAGAUUUGGUUGGAUUUGGUUAAGUCUAUGCUGAAGGAAGCUCAGUGGUUGUUAAACAAUUCGGUGCCGGCACUGGAUGAAUACAUGGAAAAUGCAUAUGUAUCAUUUGCCUUGGGACCGAUUGUGCUUCCAGCUCUCUAUUUGGUAGGGCCUAAGCUCUCUGAGGAGGCUGUAUGGAGUUUCGAAUUCCACCAGUUGUAUAAACUUAUGAGCACCUGUGGGCGUCUUCUCAAUGAUAUGCAAACCUUUAAGAGGGAAUCUGCAGAAGGGAAGCUAAAUGCUGUUACAUUGGCCAUGCUUCAUGGCAAUGGCAGUGCUACUGAAGAAGAGACCUUCAGUGAGAUGAAGAGCAUUAUAGCCAUUAAGAGGAGAGAACUGCAAAGACUAGUUUUGCAGAAGGAUAGCUUAGUUCCAAGAGCUUGCAAGGACCUGUUUUGGAACAUGUGCAAAAUUGUGCACCUAUUUUAUGCAAAGCACGAUGGAUUCACUGGGCGUGACUUGAUGAAAACCGUAAAUGGACUAACCGAAGAACCGAUCAUUCUCAGUGAAUUGCAAGUAGAAAGUAAAUGAAUGGCAGGUCCAUCAAAGCUACAGAAUAGUGUUCUGUGCCAGUUAUUGGACGUGGUUGAAGUCUGAAAGUAAAAUAAACAGCAGCAUUCUUUUAUUUCUUGGAUAGUUUUAUAUUUCUUGUGAACCUUGUGAACCUUUUAUCAAAAUGAUCAAACACAGGUAGAAGUUUUUUCUUGUUUUAUA
This is a messenger RNA of Rosa rugosa (rugosa rose), 2733 nucleotides long. Its product is annotated as ent-kaurene synthase 5, chloroplastic-like. Gene Ontology annotation, molecular function: magnesium ion binding; terpene synthase activity. Gene Ontology annotation, cellular component: chloroplast. The record is from RefSeq and is a predicted model, not a curated record. Gene Ontology annotation, biological process: gibberellin biosynthetic process. The transcript is spliced from 14 exons. NCBI's taxonomy places the organism in Eukaryota, Viridiplantae, Streptophyta, Magnoliopsida, Rosales, Rosaceae. Bases 166 to 2550 code for a protein of 794 amino acids.